Lucilia cuprina (Australian sheep blowfly) is the source of this 873-nucleotide messenger RNA. RefSeq names its product cold and drought-regulated protein CORA-like. The coding region runs from base 88 to 732 and encodes 214 amino acids. The record is from RefSeq and is a predicted model, not a curated record. NCBI's taxonomy places the organism in Eukaryota, Metazoa, Arthropoda, Insecta, Diptera, Calliphoridae. The transcript is spliced from 2 exons. Gene Ontology annotation, cellular component: extracellular matrix.
AAACUUAAAUUAAUAACAGUUUCUUAAGAAACAUUAACAACUUAAUAUAUUGAUUUAAUUACUUAUUACAUCCGAUAUCUAGACAACAUGCGUCCAUUGAUUUCAAUAGCGGUAAUUGUGCUUUUGUGUGGUUUGGCUGCUGCAGGACAUUAUCAUCAUCAUGAAGGUCAUGGUGGUUCGGGCAAAGAGGUCGGUUAUAGUGUGGUAACCUCACAUGGUUCUGGUGGUCAUGGUGGUGGAGGUCAUGGUGGUCAUGGAGCUGGAGGCCAUGGUGCUGGAGGUCAUGCUGCUGGAGGGCAUGGUAGCGGUGGUCAUGGUUCUAAACAUGGUUAUGAUGGUGGUCAUGCCGCUUACGGUGGACACGGUUCUGAUGGUGGCCAUGACAGUCAUGAUGAUGACGAUGGUCAUGGUCAUUAUGCUCAUCCUAAAUAUGAAUUUGAUUAUGGUGUUAAAGACUCUAAAACUGGUGACAUUAAAAGUCAAUCCGAAACCAGAGAUGGUCACAAAGUUAAGGGCAGCUAUACUUUAAAAGAAGCCGAUGGCACAACUCGUCAUGUCGAAUACUCUUCGGAUAAAAAGAAAGGAUUUACUGCUGUUGUUCAUAAACUAGGUGAUGCUAAGGGAGCUGAUGGUGGUCAUGGUGGUUAUGGUGGUCAUGGAUCACAUGGUGACCAUGGCGGUAAAGCCGACAGUUAUGUUAUUGUUAAAAAACAUGAAGGCAAGAAAUAUUAAAUGUUAUUCCCAAUAUCAAAAUGAUCCAACCAAAACUGACAUAAAAAUUAACAUAAAAUCCUAAUCAUUGAAUUAAUAACUAAAUAUUAAGUCGAACAAAAUCAAAUACUAAGUCAAAUAAGAAACAAGUAAAAUCCUAUA